AUGACGUUCGUUAUUAGGGUAGUAUUUGCGACAGCUCUAGUGUAUACUGUCAAUGCUGGAGUGUUGACUGGCCAUCAUCAUGACGAUACCUACGUGUCAUCAGCAUUGAGCGCCCCUUCAGCCUCAUACGGCACUCCUGCUACUUCUUACGGACCUCCGGCUAUUUCUGGGGCUGCACAUUUGGAUUCCCACGUGGAUGUUCACUCUGAUGGAGGAUUGGUUGAUGAUGCUUUAGCCCAUGGGCCAAUUAGCCAUACACAUGCCGAUGUUGGAUCUUACCCUGAUGCAGGAUUAUCUGCUGUCGGACCCAGUGGUUACACCGAAGGCUCCCUCAACCUACCCACCAGCAUUGGAGGUGGUGCGCCUCUCGCUCCAGCUCUACCCGCUGGAUUACCAUCAGGAUCAGGUCUUGCCGGACCCCUUCCAGCUACCCUCCCAGCCCUCGGCUCUUACGCGCCCGCCUUCCAAGGAGGACUUAACGCCGCAACCGCUGUCGGCCCCCCAAGAGUGAUCGGAACUACCGUCAGCGUAGGCAGACCCAUCGCCUCAGCCUCGAGGUACGAACUCCAAUCCGUUAUCCAGGAUGUAGUCCGUCGCGUCCCUGUGGAAGUGACCAGACACGUUCAAGUCGCCGUGCCCCACGCCGUCCCGGUACCAGUCCGCCAAGAGGUCAAGGUGCCUGUGCCACAGCCGUACCCAGUGCACGUCGAUGUGGUGAAACACGUGCCUUACCCGGUCUACAAGACGCAGCACGUCGAAGUCGAAAGGCCAGUACCAGUUGAGGUUGUCAAACAUGUUCCCGUUGAAAUCAUCAGGAAAGUGCCAGUGCCCGUUGAUAAGCCAUACGAAGUGAUCAAGAAGAUUCAUGUCCCAAUUGAGAAGCACGUUCAUGUCCCAUAUGCAGUAUGGAAGCCGUAUCCUCUGCACAUUGUCAAGCACGUCACCCACUACAAGAAGAAGAGUUGCUGCUGGUGA
This is a messenger RNA of Amyelois transitella, 975 nucleotides long. RefSeq lists its product as uncharacterized. The record is from RefSeq and is a predicted model, not a curated record. Bases 1 to 975 code for a protein of 324 amino acids. The transcript has 2 exons. NCBI's taxonomy places the organism in Eukaryota, Metazoa, Arthropoda, Insecta, Lepidoptera, Pyralidae.